CCUACUGAAGGACAAGAGGUGCCUGGAGGCAUGUAAUCAGUCAAAAAAAAUAAUAAUAAUAAUUUCAAAUUUAGAACUUAAAUACCGACCAACAUGCUGAGAAUUAAGAUGGUCAAACGUGAAAAGUCAAAGAGAAAUUUUUCUGUAUAUGUUAAAGCAAAAGAGACUCGGAUGGAUUAGUUUGACCCAUGAAAUCCAUGAAAAAACGUUGGAACACCAUGGUAAACACCCACACGUACUCACUAGCCCCGUACUUCCGACCAUAUUUCCUCCUAUAUAUAUCUCUGUAUCAAACUCUAUCCCACUUCAUACACAUCUUCAAGGUCUUCAAUUCUUAAACCAAGCCCCAAAAAAAAAAAAAAAGAGAGAGAAAAGAUUAAUAAACCUUAACGCAAAGAAAUAUCUAUAUCCAUGGCCACCCUUCAAGCUUCUUUUUGCUCUUCAUCAUCUUCUUCUUCCUUGAGAAAAAUCAAAUACACUCUCCAUCACCCAAAACUCCAAUCAUCUAAAGUCUCUGUUCCCAACAUCUUCAAUAAUAAUGAAGUAGUUGGCAGUAGACAAUUACCAAACUUAACAACAGCUUCAACUCAUGAUAUACAUACCAAGCCUAAGAUUGUAAACAAAACUAGAAAUACGUUCACUACUAAUUAUCAAGCGAAUUCCAAUCCUGAGGUGGUGCAAGAAUUAUAUGCCAUAUUGGAAAUUGUAGCAGACAGAAUAGAAAUGCACAAAAACAUCGGUGCUCAGCGCGAUAACUGGAACGGCUUGCUUCUAAACUCUGUCAAUGGAAUGACAGUCACUGCAUCAAUCAUGGCUGGCCUUGGAGCUCUUAAUGGAUCAUUUGGAGCAACCCUUUUGGCUUUAAAGCUCUCUUCAGGUCUCCUCUACAUGGCUGCAACGUUGAUUCUGCUCGUGAUGAAUAAAAUUCAGCCUUCUCAACUAGCAGAAGAACAAAGGAAUGCUUCAAGACUGUUCAAGCAGAUCUAUGAAGAAAUCAGAACAACUCUGGCUCUUCGAAUCCCGAAUUCCAACGACGUAAACGAUUUGAUGCAGAAAGUUUUGGCUUUGGAUAAGGCAUAUCCACUUCCCUUGCUUGGAGCUAUGCUGGAUAAAUAUCCUUCAAUUGUAAAGCCUGCUGUGUGGUGGCCAAAAGAAAAGCCUGAACAUGAAAUUGAAGAUUCGAAGGUAGGUGAAAAUGGGUGGAAUGAGAAACUUGAAGAAGAAAUGAAAGAGAUUGUUGGAGUUGUGAGGAGAAAAGACUCUGAAGAGUAUGUGAGGCUAAGCAAAAUGGCAUUGAAGGUUAGCAAAGUUCUUGCUUUCUCUGGUCCUUUGCUCACUGGCUUUGCUGCAGUUGGCUCUGUUUUCAUGGGAUUGCCCGGUUUUGGUUCAUGGGGUACCUUUUUUGGUGUGGUUUUUGGAGCUUUGGCAACAGUGGUUAACAGUUUGGAGCAUGGUGGACAAAUUGGGAUGGUGUUUGAGAUGUAUAGGAGCUCUGCUGGUUUUUAUAAACAUAUGGAAGAAAUUAUAGAUUCAAAUUUGAAAGAAGGAGAGGUUGAUAAGAGAGAGAAUGGAGAAUUGUUUGAAGUUAAAGUGGCACUUCAGCUAGGUAGGAGUUUGUCUGAACUCAGAGACCUUGCUAGUGCUUCAUCAUUGUCUUCAAGAAUUCAGAAAGCCAAAGAAGAAUAUGCAAGCAAGCUUUUUUAAAUCAAAAUCUUUUUAAUGUUUUUCUUUUGUUGAAAAAAAUCUUAUACGAGACUGACUAUACAUGUAUUUAUUCAGUUUGUAGAUUUGUAAUGAUAAGUUCAUCAGAUUGAAAAUAUUCAAUUUUCAUGUAUUUGAACUAAUGUGGUUCAAUAUAGAAAAUGAUAUCAGUUUUCUGCAAUAAUGGAGGUAAUGAAAUAUUUAUGAAAGCCAUUUUGAAGAGAUAUUGGGCAUAAUCAAGCGUACCUGUUUAUACUGGCAGAGCUUAUAGC
Ziziphus jujuba (common jujube) is the source of this 1973-nucleotide messenger RNA. Its product is annotated as probable F-box protein At4g22030. The transcript has a single exon. The record is from RefSeq and is a predicted model, not a curated record. NCBI's taxonomy places the organism in Eukaryota, Viridiplantae, Streptophyta, Magnoliopsida, Rosales, Rhamnaceae. The coding region runs from base 412 to 1704 and encodes 430 amino acids.